AUUGCUUUUGGUCACUGGUGGUCACCCCUCAGCCCUCACUCACCACUCACCAGCAGACCGACAGGUGAAACCAAAGAUAAGGUCCGGGACAGAUGGCAUGGCCAGUGCUCCAGCAGCUCCUGCUCAUCGCCGCCGCCACCACUGCGGCGGCGUCGUCCUCAGCGACGACGCCUGAUGGGCCGGCGCCCUGGCCGGAGCAGUUCCACGCGGUGCUGUUCACGAACCUGACCAACGUCUCGAUUGCUUCAACGGGCCCGCCGCUCCGCCUGCACGACCUGUACUACGACUGGCCGCGGCGGCGCAACCUGAACCUGAUCCGGCACCAGCUCUCGGGGGACCCGCUGUACGACGUGGAGUGGAACAACGGCACCACCUUCUACUUCGACUCGGCCACCUGCCGCACGCAGCAGGUCCCCGUCGGCGUGCUCCCCCCCGGGUGGCUCGCCGACGGAGGCGCCGUCUACCUCGGCCGCGAGACCACCGGCGGGAUCGACUGCCGCGUCUGGGGCAAGGCCGACUUCAUCCUCUACUACGAGGACGCGCUCACGGGGCGCCCAGUCCGCUGGAACUUCCUUGACGUGACGGGGUUACAGCAGUUCGUGAUGAGCUUCGAGGUGGGCGUGGUGCUGGAAGACGACGACCAGUGGCAGGCGCCCGCGCACUGCUUCCUGGAUGAAGCAGCCCACGGGACCAACGAGGAUGACGACCAUCUGGAUGAAUGGCAGGCGGCCAUGCUAUUCAGGAAGUUGGCUGGAGCUGCUGCCGCGUACUGAACAUGUCUGAAUCUGAAUAUAUAAAUAAAUAUAUGGUGUGUGUUUGGCUGGCGAGCCACUCGUACAUUACACGGGUGAACUAUGUAAUCUCGGGUUAGACCGAUCGUGCUUGUGUUAUCUUGUCUCUUGUCUGUUACUCGGUGUGUAUAUUUUGUAAUGUAGAGCCCGGGGUACUCCCCUUUUCCAAAGUAAUGAGAUGUGUGUUUUCACA
Messenger RNA from Triticum aestivum (bread wheat), 984 nucleotides. RefSeq lists its product as uncharacterized. Bases 93 to 773 code for a protein of 226 amino acids. The transcript is spliced from 2 exons. The record is from RefSeq and is a predicted model, not a curated record. NCBI's taxonomy places the organism in Eukaryota, Viridiplantae, Streptophyta, Magnoliopsida, Poales, Poaceae.